AUGCUUGCCAUGCUGGUCGCUUGUCUGUUAUGCGCCUCCAGCAGCCCUCGAUCUGCUCGCCUGAAGAACAAGCAAUCAUUCGAGGCCUUGACUCGACGCGCCUCUAAACAGCGCAGGAUCAGUCGCAGCGGCAGCCACCUUCAUGUCUGCAGAGUGCUUCCAACCAAUGCCAGAUCAAUUCGGCGGAUUAGCACUUGUGAAACAUCAGGUGAUCCCAAGAAAGAGAACCAUAGUUCUGCUGGAGUGUAUUGGGGUGACCUUAAGGCCCGCAACGGUUCACGCAUACCAGCAGAGUCAACUCAGUCGGUAAAAGCCCGUUCGGUUGUCAACCAUAGCUCUUCAGCCUAUCUGGACCGUGACAACCCGACGAAGAAUAAGAAAACCACGCCAUCUGUUCCGGCUUUGCCCAUACCUCCCAAGGACAUCGACGACUUUGAAAGAUGCUGGACUAGAACGCAGACGCAGCAGAAGCGAUUUGGCCUCUCAGAUCCCGUAGUCUGGGCGGCCAUCAACAGGGGCCUUGCUCAGCAGCAACGGCUCACGUCUGCUCUCUCGUCGAAAACCAAGGCACCGGAAUCGGAUCGCGUCGCCACUUCGUCGCGGUCGCCAAGCGAACGCAAAGCCCUUGAUCAUUUUACCAACCAGCUUCAUAAAUUCGCCCACAAGUCGCAGCUGGCUGGGCACAUGACCAUCGACUCUCCCAGCCAGUCUCAGUCUCGAGCCUCGCUUCACACAGUUCAGCCACUCAUGCCGUUCCACAAGGACUUUCAAGCUGCCGGUCUAGCAGUGACCUCUACGGAGCAGAGACGCUUGGGCAGCAGAUACGCCCUGAUUGAUGGCGCUCCGCGCAGGAAACCAGCAGCACACAGAGGUGAUUCUUGUCGAAGCCGAAUUCGUGAACCCGGUCACGCAAUCGAAAAACCCGGUCUGGUUUCUGACAGUAUCAACCUCACCCCGUCGACCGGUCCUACUGACGGUUCUCGCACUGCCGACAUGGCGCAACAACAGCAGGGCCUGAAGAAUAAGAGCGCACGAGACCACAGCGUCAGGUGGAGUCGAUUUCGACUGAUUCUUGACAAACUAGGUCCGAAGCUUCGUGAGAAUGCUGAUUCUCGCGAGCGCCAUGAGAGGAGCCCUCGACUGCCAAAGGACAGUUUGCCACGAAGUCAGGCAGUCCUUCAGGCACGCAAGCCUGAAGCACAUCGGGGCUCGUGCGCAAGUAGAAGCCUCAACUCUGGGUCCCAUAUCAAAUUGAGCGUUUCGAGGCAGACUCAAGGACGAGAACAGGUUGUCGUGGUUAGCGAACCUCGAAAUCCGCCAAUUCGUGAACUCACGAGACACGCAACGCAUGUGCAGGUUCCGCGAGAAAAUGCACAGAUGCAGUUACCACGCCCGUGUCCUAUCGAAGAGGAAGGCGAGACACUAGGAAAUCUGGCUUUGCGCGACACCGGCGACAAAGAACGGCAAACGGGCCAUUGCUUAAGCUCCUUUCCACCUACUUCUCGGCGGGAUGGCUCAUCAGGCUUAGUCUCGUCCGUGCCUUCGCUACCGAGCAUAGCCAGGCUGGCUGGCAGUAACCCGUCGUCAUUGGAUCGAGCCCUGGACGCCGUUGCGAAAACUCUCGACUACAUGGGUGAUGCGAUUCACUUGCCGGACCAGUCGCAACCGCAACUUCACACACGCCAUGAGCGAGCCUGCGGCAACCCACCACAGCUUCAAAACUUGGUAUACCAGAGCCGGGACUCCCAAAUGGGCCGCCGAAACGCACCAUUAGCUCCACCAACGGCGUCCACUGGUCAUGCAGGAGACGGCUCCCCAGCUUACGGCUGUCGGCUCAGGCCCACGUCUCAGGAACUCCUUCUCGAUGAGCUUGAUGCCUUUUUUGGGUACGAUGAUGCUGAGAUUGACAAAGGCCAUAUUCUGAAGGGUUUGCAAGUGGCGGUGCAGGCCGCUGCUGAUGACUUGUACGAUGCGCAUAUCAGAAACACAACUGGUCUAAGAAUCCGACGGUUCCUGGCGGAUCUCAUGUCGGUUGAUAUUCUCCAUGAGGAUAUCGGUCACAGAUAG
Microdochium trichocladiopsis is the source of this 2067-nucleotide messenger RNA. RefSeq lists its product as uncharacterized. NCBI's taxonomy places the organism in Eukaryota, Fungi, Ascomycota, Sordariomycetes, Xylariales, Microdochiaceae. The transcript is spliced from 2 exons. The record is from RefSeq and is a predicted model, not a curated record. The coding region runs from base 1 to 2067 and encodes 688 amino acids.